AUGGAUGCUCACGAGUGGCUCAAAUUUGGUUCCACGGGUUCUCAAGUUUUCGCUUUCUCUGCUGGCGUUUGGUGGGCCUGGAGACAUCGAAAUUUGAUGUGUUUACAAAACGAGACUUGGUCUAUCAAUCGUCUCUCCUUUAAUAUUCAUAGUAUGAUUGCCACCCUCACCUCUUGUUUCUCAUCCCGCUCAACAACCACUUCGGAAGAGAUCCAUGUUAAAUGGAACAACAGUAACUACUCCGGUGUCAUCCUCAAUGUUAACGGAAGUUGCCUCGGAUCACCUGUUAGAGCCGGCUAUGGAGGAGUUAUCAGAAACGACUCAGGCUACUAUUUGUCAGGCUUCUCGGGUUUCAUUCAGGGAUCCUCAAACAUUCUACUCGCAGAGUUAUUUGCCAUCUAUCAGGGCCUCACUUUGGCGAAAAAUAUGGCUAUUGAUGAGUUAGUUUGCUACUCCGAUUCUCUCCACUGCAUCAACCUCCUUAAAGGUCCCAAUAUCAAAUAUCAUGUUUAUGCUGUGUUGAUUCAAGACAUCAAAGAGUUGAUAUCUCAAAGGAACAUUACCCUUUGCCACACUCUCAGAGAGGGAAACAAUUGUGCGGAUUUCUUAGCCAAGCUUGGAGCCUCUUCAGAUUCUGAUCUCACGAUUCAUGCAUCUCCCCCAGAAGGCUUCUUUGACAUUCUUCGAAGCGACGCGACUGGAACUUUCUACCUUAGAGAAUAG
Messenger RNA from Trifolium pratense (red clover), 723 nucleotides. RefSeq lists its product as uncharacterized. Lineage: Eukaryota; Viridiplantae; Streptophyta; Magnoliopsida; Fabales; Fabaceae. Gene Ontology annotation, cellular component: cytochrome b6f complex. Bases 1 to 723 code for a protein of 240 amino acids. Gene Ontology annotation, molecular function: nucleic acid binding; RNA-DNA hybrid ribonuclease activity. The record is from RefSeq and is a predicted model, not a curated record. The transcript has a single exon.